GAUUAAUAUUGGCAAUGUUGAUCAAGCCCGGGGUCAGUCAGAAUGCUGCAACACAUGAUGAUGAUGAUGAUGAAACCUUCGACACAGUCGAUGCCUUGAUGGAUCUAGUAAGGAACAUGGUGCCAAAUAAUCUGAUUCGGGCUACCUAUCAACAGUACAAGACUCGGAAAGUGGAGGUUGAAAUUGAAGCAGAUUCGGACAAUUCUAACCUGGAAAUGAAAAGAACAGAAAUUCGUCUGGUGGGUAAAAACAUUGAAGGACUCAAUAGUGUGGGUCUGAUUGUCUGGUCUAUUAUUUUUGGACGGGGCCUCAGGAGGAUGGGAGAAAGAGGGAAACUUUUCGUGGAUAUCCUGAUCGCCCUCAACAAGGCCAUCAGACAUGUAGUCAAAAUGGUAAUAGGCUUCUUGCCUGUCGGAGUGCUGUUCAUGACUGCAAGCUAUGUUGUUGAGGUUGGGGAGAACUGGCAGACACUCUUAAAACUCGUAAAAUUCACGGCA
Micropterus salmoides (largemouth bass) is the source of this 497-nucleotide messenger RNA. Its product is annotated as excitatory amino acid transporter 3-like. The annotation marks the transcript as partial. Gene Ontology annotation, biological process: L-glutamate transmembrane transport. The record is from RefSeq and is a predicted model, not a curated record. Gene Ontology annotation, cellular component: plasma membrane. Gene Ontology annotation, molecular function: L-glutamate transmembrane transporter activity; glutamate:sodium symporter activity; L-cysteine transmembrane transporter activity. NCBI's taxonomy places the organism in Eukaryota, Metazoa, Chordata, Actinopteri, Centrarchiformes, Centrarchidae. The transcript has 5 exons.